Molecule: messenger RNA, 468 nt
Organism: Chondrus crispus (carragheen)
Lineage: Eukaryota; Rhodophyta; Florideophyceae; Gigartinales; Gigartinaceae
Exons: 1
Coding region: 1-468 (155 amino acids)
Source: RefSeq, a predicted model, not a curated record
AUGAAUGAGUACGUAGAGGCAGGUCUUAUCACGGGUAUCUGCUACGAGUCGGAUGUCGAGGAUCAGCUCAAAAUCCGCUUUGGGAAGGGCCCUUUCAAGAAGGAGGAGGAGGUGGUGAAGCAGCCACUGAAUUCAGUCGAUGUCCGCAGGUAUGUACGACGCAAUACCGAGAAAAUGGUAGGCAUUGGUGGCGGCAAAAAGAUUGCCGUCAUCCGUGCUGUCGGAGCGAUUACCAGCGGAAAAAACGGUUCAUCGCCAGUAACCGGAAAUACGCUGGGAAGUGAAAGCUUGGUGGAGCUGAUCCGCAAGGUGCGGGACGACAAGCGGUAUGUUGCUUGCUUGCUGCGAUGCAAUUCGCCCGGGGGCAGUGCACUCGCCAGCGACAUUAUGUGGAGCGAGCUAAAGAAGCUUGCUGCCGUGAAGCCUGUGCUAGCAAGCCAAUCGGACGUGGCCGCCAGUGGGGGGUAG